Racocetra persica is the source of this 307-nucleotide messenger RNA. NCBI's taxonomy places the organism in Eukaryota, Fungi, Glomeromycota, Glomeromycetes, Diversisporales, Gigasporaceae. The record is from the annotation of a GenBank genome assembly.
AGCAUAUUUCAAUAACAGUAAAUUCUCAGAAAACAUCGUAACUAAAGAACAAUUUGAAAGAGAUCAUCAACGAAUAACAAUACUCAAAAGAGCCCUUGACCAACAACUAACAUUAUAUACAGAAGAUAAAAGAAUAGCAGCAUUAAUAUUAGCACAUAAAUACCAAGAAAAAGAAAUACUCAACUGGGCAUUGUAUACAGCAGAAAGAUCAUUAAAAGAUUAUAUAAGAUACUGUGCAUACUCAGAAGAAGAAACAAAGUUUCCAGAUCUUAGCAAAGUCGACCUUGCUAAAGAUAUUCUAAAAAGA